GAGUAGAAUCUAUAUAAAGAAGAAUUGUAUUUACAGUGGCAUUAAUUUCGGAUAAAACUCGUCACCUCCAGUAUCACUCUGGCAAGGAGAAGUUAAAGCAAAGAUUGUUGAAUAACAUCGAGUUUGAUAGGUUCUAUUUAGAGUUUAGAACAAACACGGUACGAGGAAAAGAUAGGAAGAUGAUGCCGAGAUUGGUAGUACUCCUCCUGGGAUGCUGUCUGGCGGCUGUCGGCUCUAUGGCAGCAGAACCAAUUGAAACCCAGGAACAGAUUUGGACAUUCAUGAAGAAAUAUGGCUAUAUCACUGAGGAGAACAUGGUGAAUGGAAUGCCAAAAGAUGAGGAAACCAAGACAAAAUCCAUUACAUACUUCCAGAAAAUGGGAAAUAUGACGAUGACAGGAACCCUUGAUGAAGAGUCCAUGGAGCUGAUGAACACACCUCGCUGUGGCAUGAAAGACAUGGAAUCCUUUGCCGAUAUGAUGAGAAGAAAACGGUAUGCCCUGGGUCCGAGGUGGCGCCAGACCGACCUGACAUGGAAUAUCCUGGAAGACAGCGAUGAUCUACCCCGUGCGCAAGUAGAGAGUAUCAUGGCACGAGCUUUCAAGGCUUGGAGUGACGUCUCCACUCUAACUUUCAGCAAAGUGACGACGAAUGAGCCUGACAUCAAGAUAAUCUUCGCUGCGGGUGAACACGGGGAUGGGAUAGAGGCCAGGUUCGAUGGUGGUGGUGGUGUUCUAGCGCAUGCGUAUUUCCCCACCUCAAACUCAAUUGGAGGCGACGCACAUUUCGAUGAAGGCGAGAGGUUCACGGAAGGCACCUCUACAGGAAUCAAUCUUUUCCAAGUCGCUGCUCACGAGUUUGGUCAUAGUCUUGGUCUCAGACACUCUGAUAUCGAGGAUGCCCUUAUGUUCCCAUACUACAGAGGAUACGUACCAAACUUUCAGCUUCAUCGAGAUGAUAUUGCUGGUAUUCAAGCUCAUUACGGAGAAGGAAACGGGCAGCCAGAAGAGCCAGACACGCCCUCGACGCCAUUGGACAACUGCAUGCCUCAGAUUUCUCUGGCGACACGGACGGAAGAUGGCAGUGCCUACUUUGCUAAUGAAACGCACGUGUUCCGUCGAACGAGUAAUAACAUAAUUCCUGCCGGCUAUCCGAAGAGAAUAGGUGACGAAUUCCCCGGUCUUCCAACUAACCUAGACGCUGCUAUCUUUUAUUCUCCAUACACCUACUUUUUCAAGGGAAGUCAAUAUUGGCGUUUUCAAAACCAGGAAAUGGCUGGCACUUAUCCGAGACCGAUGUCCGACUGGCGGGGUGUACCAACCGAUGUUGAUUCGGCUUUCGUAUGGAGCCGCAAUGGCGGAAUCUAUUUUACUAAAGGAAAUCAGUACUAUCGCUACACUGGUCGAGAAAACUCAUUCUACCCACAACCCUUGAGCCAUUUUCGUGGGCUUCCAAGUGAUGGUGUAGAUGCCGCCUUCCAGUAUAGCAACUCUAUCACUUAUUUCUUCAAGGGGUCAGAUUAUUACCGGUUUAACGAUAGCACUGUCAUGGUGGAUAACGGAUAUCCGCUGAAUACGGCUAUCCAAUGGUUAGGCUGUGAUCCGAAUGAGCUUCUCGGACCACCUGCGGAUACCGGAGGCGAUGCGACAGUGAUGGUUCCCUCAAUGGUCGCUGUUCUCUUCUCUGCUCUUUCUGCCAUUUAUUAUGCUUUUUAAAGUCAUUUUUAGAAUUAGAGUGCAUAAAGUUUCAGCACCAAUCAAAGUGAAAAAAUUGAAUCACAUUUAUAUAUUGUACAUUUUGCUUCUCUUCCAUUUUAUUUUGUUCAUCAAGAAGUGAAACCUCCCGAAUCUGUUAUUAGUAACUCGUAUAAUCAAAUAUUCAGUGAAAUAGAGUUUUGAUCCCCCCUCCCCACCCCCCCUCCCUCCCCCACCCCUCUCUCUCUCUCUCUCUCUCUCUCUCUCUCUCUCUCUCUCUUCCCAUACCUCCAAUGAACAAGUUAUGUCUCAUUUUACGCAUAACUUAACGCAUUUCAGGUUAAUAUGCCUAAACAAAGCGAUAUACUUAUGUGGCGGUUACAAUGAAUUGGUUUCCGAUUAUACUAGAAUCUAAAAGUCCCUAAUGUUCCUGACCUGAGGCCGCCAUUACGUUCAAGAUCAGCUUGAUGGCGGUCUUCCAUGUUUGGGGGAAAUUUUUGGGAAAUUUAGAAAAUUGGAUGGAUAGUAAUUCUUUAAAAUGUUGAUAUAUUUGGAUGCCCCUGUGAAUGUAUAUUAAGUACUAGAAAAUUUAGCACCUAAAGCACAUCUGCUUUCGAAAUAUUGAAUAAUCAAAAUUUACCGGUGCUCCCGGUAAAUCUCAAAUAUUUCAAAUAGCGCCUAAGACCAUUCUUGGUAGUUGCAACCAUGAAAAUCUCAA
This is a messenger RNA of Strongylocentrotus purpuratus (purple sea urchin), 2412 nucleotides long. Its product is annotated as matrix metalloproteinase-18. The record is from RefSeq and is a predicted model, not a curated record. Gene Ontology annotation, cellular component: extracellular matrix. The coding region runs from base 180 to 1715 and encodes 511 amino acids. The transcript is spliced from 9 exons. NCBI's taxonomy places the organism in Eukaryota, Metazoa, Echinodermata, Echinoidea, Camarodonta, Strongylocentrotidae. Gene Ontology annotation, molecular function: zinc ion binding; metalloendopeptidase activity. Gene Ontology annotation, biological process: collagen catabolic process; proteolysis; extracellular matrix organization.